This is a messenger RNA of Myodes glareolus (Bank vole), 3767 nucleotides long. It is a transcript of the gene Sgcd, whose product is annotated as sarcoglycan delta. Gene Ontology annotation, cellular component: sarcolemma; sarcoglycan complex. The record is from RefSeq and is a predicted model, not a curated record. NCBI's taxonomy places the organism in Eukaryota, Metazoa, Chordata, Mammalia, Rodentia, Cricetidae. Gene Ontology annotation, biological process: heart contraction; cardiac muscle tissue development.
GACAAAACCGGAUCGAAGUAGAGGCAGAGUAGGGUUUCAAAGCAGGCAGUGAAAGACCGGGAAUGCUGUUCAGGAAAUUCUUCAGGCAUGGGCAGGGACUUGGCUGCAGUUGUGCGGCUGGAAAAUCUGACUGGGGCAGCUCCUGAGCGCAGGCAGGGCCUGCUCACAUGGGCGGGCUGAGUGGCCGCCUCCUUCAGAGCCUCUCAGCUUUCCCCAGGACCACGGGGGACCCUCAUCCGCCACUCUGUGAAGCAGAGGAGAGAUGCCUCAGGAACAGUACCCACACCACAGGAGCACCAUGCCCAGCUCAGAGGGGCCACACAUAUACAAAGUGGGGAUUUACGGCUGGAGGAAAAGAUGCCUGUAUUUCUUUGUCCUGCUCCUCAUGAUAUUAAUCCUGGUGAACUUGGCCAUGACUAUCUGGAUUCUCAAAGUCAUGAACUUCACAAUUGAUGGAAUGGGGAACUUAAGAAUCACAGAAAAGGGUCUGAAGCUAGAAGGAGACUCAGAAUUCUUACAACCUCUCUACGCCAAAGAAAUCCAGUCCCGACCAGGUAAUGCCCUCUACUUCAAAUCUGCCAGGAAUGUGACAGUGAACAUUCUCAACGACCAGACAAAAGUGCUGACUCGGCUGGUGACAGGUCCGAAGGCUGUGGAAGCAUAUGGCAAAAAGUUUGAAGUAAAAACGGUUUCUGGAAAAUUGCUCUUUUCUGCAGAUGACAAUGAAGUGGUCGUGGGAGCCGAGAGAUUGCGAGUCUUAGGAGCUGAAGGCACAGUCUUUCCCAAAUCCAUAGAAACACCUAACGUCAGAGCAGACCCCUUCAAGGAACUAAGGUUGGAGUCCCCAACCCGAUCUCUGGUGAUGGAAGCACCAAAAGGGGUGGAAAUCAAUGCAGAAGCGGGCAAUAUGGAAGCCACCUGCAGAAGCGAGCUGAGACUGGAGUCCAAGGAUGGGGAGAUUAAGUUAGAUGCUGCGAAAAUCAAACUACCUAGACUGCCUCGUGGAUCCUACACACCCACAGGAACGAGGCAGAAGGUCUUCGAGGUCUGCGUCUGCGCCAAUGGGAGGUUAUUCCUGUCCCAGGCAGGAACUGGUUCCACUUGUCAGAUAAACACAAGUGUCUGCCUUUGAAGGACUAUCCAUAGUGGACAAUUGUCGGCAGCAUAAAGGCCCCUUUUGGCUUGAGACACUGGCUGCCAGCUAUUUUUACUAGAACACAGAAAGCCUAUCAAAGACCUUUUGUGUGCGUGUGUGUAUGAGUGUGUGUAUGAGUGGGUUGUGUGUGUGUGUGAGUGGAUAUAAAUAUAUAUAAAUAUAUAUAAAUAAAUAUAUAUAUAUCCUCUGUAUAAAAUGAGGUUUCAGUACAAAAGGAACCAUGGGUGACCCUGUGACAUUAUCCACUGUCAUUUUUUCCACCCCACCCCCAUCGCCCACACGACAGAAUCUAAGCACUCAUUCAGGAUCAGCAUUCCCCCAGGCAAUUUCCAAUCACACAGUGGACUGAGCACUUACAGAAUAUCCAUCAAUAUUUUCAAGUAAUCACCUAGCUUCUCUCUGAGUCAUUAGAGGCAGUGAUGGCGGGAAUCUUUGGGUCACUCUCCAGGGAUGAUAUAUUAGCAUAAAAGAUAAACAUUUGACCCACUUGUAAUCCCAGCCCCAGGCAAGUUGGAAUGAUGGGGGCCAGCCUGGGCUAUAGAAUGAGACUGUCUUAAAAACAUAUAUAUUUGGUUUCCCUUUCCUAGCUUCAGCCAAGCUGGUCAAGUUCUUCUCUUCAAGAAAAGGAUAGGGUAUGCCCAUAGAAAUUAGCCACAAAAACUCAAAAAUGGCCACCCUAUUAUUGUAGACCAACGUAUUAGGAGCUAUGUGGCUAAAUGAAUGGGGGCAGGCAGGUUGAAUUCUGAAAGAAUGUAAGCCACUCAUCUAACUUCUACUUAUUCUACUUCCUUUAGACUCACAUAUCCUCCCACAGUCAAUAAGCAAGAGCUUUGAAUCAGCAUAGAAGAGGAUACCAGCUCCUCUGCCAUAGCAUAGAAGCUAUUCAAUGGCCAGACAGGCAAAGACUACAUGGACGAGACAUCUCAUUUAAGGGAAAGCUGUCUCCCAAGCUUUUAGGUUCUCACUUCUGACUUUAUCCAACAAAUGAACUUUAAAAAAAAAAAACCUCAUUAAACCAAUCAGAAUACAAAAGAGUGAACCCAGAUCCCAAGAGAUGUUAUUUUAAAAUGGAAAUCUAACCAAGGGUACUAUAGGGAAGCUAACUAAUUUUCAUAAGUUUCUUGAGAUGAGUGAGCCAUUUUUAGACAUGUCAUAUUCUCAAGGGCUGGCAUAAACUCUCUUGCUUUGCUCUUGUCUAUUUUGUCCGUGCUGGGGUAUUCCUAUUCCAGAACUCACUGCUGUGUUUCUCUAGAAAUCACAGACCUAAGAUUCUACAUGCUGCCAGAAUUACUCAUGGCAAAUGAAUAUAAACCGAGUCAUCUGUCCUCAUCAGAAUCACUGUGUCCCCUGGACUCAGCAGCACCCCAUCCCCCUAUAUGGAAAUAGUCUCUAAUUCCCGCCAUCAGCUACCUCUUAUCACCCUACCUUCAUUGCCAUGCCCCAGGGUCACCCUGGCCAGCUCUUGUGCUGGGACAGGGGAUUACACCAUCUCUGUUCAAAGAGGGGGAAAUGUGCCUAUGCCUUAAGCCAAUGCACUCAGCAAGGAGAAGCACAUCCUAUUUAUCUUGUUACCUGUAGUUUAUUUUGGGUGGUUGGAGGGAAAUGGUUGAGUCAAGACUGAGCAGCAGAAACUGACAGACAAGCCAAAUGGUUUCCACAUUUGGACUCCGAAUGGAGGGAUAACUGGUUUUGCUCAUCCUUGAUGCUACUAGGUGAAGCCACGGCCCUACAAUCUUGAAGGAAGUUGUAUUCACAGGCCUGAGUGACACUUGUUUUUGUUUUUGUACUCCACACGGUUCUAAUUUUUCUUACUCCACAAGCUGAACAGUUUGUUACAGGAGACAAGAAAGAGGUUCGCUAUUUCUGAUACGACAUGCAAGAAACAGGCUGAGGUUGGCACCCACAGAAUGUAUUCCUCAGUUGCUUAUUACCACAAAGCAGGGGCUAUCCUAACCUGACCCAUGACUUGGAUUUCUGGCUAUUAGGCCAGGCCUGGUUCCCCUCACUCUCUCUGUGUUAUCUUACCCAGAGGCACUGGGUGGGUCCAUCUUAGGGCAGGAACUUAAAAUGUUUCCAUUUGCAGUAUGAGAAUCUAAAAAGGGAUUCUAUAAGUGGUCUUAGGUCACUGAACCUCUUAUAGGCCCUUUCUGCCAGAAUCUGCCUAUAUCACAGACAGGUAUCUUUUUCAAGACACAAAAAUCCCAUCCUAGCUAUUAGAAGCACCUACCCCAUAUUCUUCAGCUAAACAAUAACUCUGAAGUCCCUUGUGUCUAAGUAUAUAAAGAAGAUAGCGUUGUUUGGUGGUGGUUGGAGGGGAUGUUUCAUUUCGUUUAAGAAGACAAAUUGCCUUUCCAUUUGACCAUCUCACACCCAUUGUCUUCGGAUAAGAAGACGACCAAACAAAGUUCCCUGAACCGUUUCUGAUUUCAUUUAUAACUGUGGGAUAAAAGACCUAUUCCUUGGGAAUUUUAUGACAAUUGAAAAUAUGAUGGUCACACAUACAAAAUUGAAUCCUAGAGCAAACAAAUCACACAAACACACAAUAAAAUAAUAAUUGGGGAUAUUAAUCAAGAAAUCCCUGGAGCAAUAAAUGAUACAAAAUUCUGGUUAA